Prinia subflava (tawny-flanked prinia) is the source of this 2807-nucleotide messenger RNA. It is a transcript of the gene RAB26, whose product is annotated as RAB26, member RAS oncogene family. The record is from RefSeq and is a predicted model, not a curated record. The transcript is spliced from 9 exons. The coding region runs from base 26 to 850 and encodes 274 amino acids. NCBI's taxonomy places the organism in Eukaryota, Metazoa, Chordata, Aves, Passeriformes, Cisticolidae. Gene Ontology annotation, molecular function: GTPase activity; GTP binding. Gene Ontology annotation, biological process: regulation of exocytosis.
GCGCGGCCGCGGCGCCGGCCCCGGGAUGUCGCGCAAGAAGGCGGCUCGCAGCAAGGGCGGCGGCGCCGCGCCCUCCGCCGCGCUGCCCCCCGCCGCACAGGGCACCGGCCGCGCCGCCGCCGCCCCCCGGGGCAGCGCCGCCGCCGCCCCCGAGCUGCCCCGCAACGGCGGCGCGGCGGCGGCCGGGCGGCCCUCGCUGAGCAGCAGCGGGGAGUUCUACGAUCUCGCCUUCAAGGUGAUGCUGGUGGGCGACUCGGGGGUGGGCAAGACCUGCUUGCUGGUGCGCUUCAAGGACGGCGCCUUCCUCGCCGGCAGCUUCAUUUCCACGGUGGGAAUCGACUUCAGGGUGAGUGCCUGGGCCUUGGCCCUUCCCGGGGUCUGGCAGAACAAGGUGCUGACGGUGGAUGGGGUGAAGGUGAAGCUGCAGAUCUGGGACACAGCCGGACAGGAGCGCUUCCGCAGCGUCACCCACGCCUACUACCGGGAUGCCCACGCCCUGCUCCUGCUCUACGAUGUCACCAACAAAGCGUCCUUUGACAACAUCCAGGCUUGGCUGACAGAGAUCCAUGAAUACGCACAGCAGGAUGUGGUCCUCAUGUUACUGGGAAACAAGGUGGAUUCAGCUCAGGACAGAGUGGUGAAAAGGGAGGAUGGAGAGAAACUUGCCAAGGAGUACGGAGUGCCCUUCAUGGAGACCAGUGCCAAGAGCGGCCUCAACGUGGAAUUAGCGUUCACAGCCAUCGCAAAGGAGCUGAAGCACAGGUCCAUGAAGCUGCCCAACGAGCCCAAAUUCAAGCUCCACGACUACGUGAAGAAGGAAGUGCGAGGCUCGGGCUGCUGCAGGUCCUAACGCGUGUUUGUACAGAGACUGGGGCCCGUGGGCAGUGUGUGCAUGUCUGUCUGUGUGUCUGUGUCUGCCCCAAAGGCCAGCUGAGGCCAGGACACAGGAGCAGCAGGAAAGGCUCUGCAGUUCCACAGCCCCAUCGCAUCCAUCGGCCCCGGCUGCCCUCGCCAGCGUUCCUGCCCAGCUCGCAGGUGGGAGUGGGUGUUUGGGAAGGGCUGGGCUCUCCUCCUGUGCCUGCUCUGUGAGGCUGCUGUACCCUUUGUGAGAGCCAGCGUGUGACACAGGGGAACCAACACCUCCCUACCUACAAGGAAAGAAAGUCCUGACUUUUUUCUGGGUAGGAAUAAGUCCUGAAUUCCCUUUUCUUCCCCUGUGUACCUGGAAUUCAGCUGAGAGCCCUGGCCUGGGGCGUGCAGGAAGGGUGUGUUUGAAGGCAGCCAUUUCUGUAGUUGCUUUCUCCUGUCUGUCCAUCCCUGUGAGGUGGGACACGCUUCCACAGUGAGGGAUUCUCCCGUUCCCUGCAAAGGCCCAGCUUGCCUGUCCGAGUGAGCUCCUGCACACCUGGCUGUGUACAGAUCUCUGAAUGUUCAUCCCUUCGGGAAAGGCUCUGCUUGUCCUCCUUCCACCCUUUCUAGUACUUUGAGAAGAAACCUAAUGUAUUGCAGCUUAUUCUAAAUACCUUCCUGUAAGUGUGAUGGUGUUUUCAGACUGCAACAACGCUUUGAUAUCUUCAAAGUUCUCUUGGGCAGCUCUUUCUUUUCACUGCGGAGAGCUGGGGGGAAGCUGCAGGCAGUGAUUUUACAGGCUGCAGACUCCUGCCAGCUCUCUUCAAGGGCCUCCUCACCCCUUUGGUCUGUGUCAGGCUUUUGGCUGGUUUUUUGUCAAGCUGCACUUCUCAGUACAGAUUUGAAUCUGGAUGAAGUGUUUGGCCUUUGGCAAUUUUUCCCUUUGAAAACUCCACGCACACAUCAGCAGGUGCCCGCUGUGACGAGCCUCGGUGGCCUCUCCAAAUGAAACAGAGUAACCCAUCCUUUGCCCUCCAGCCAGCACAGCCCCCCAGCUGCUGACUCAGAUGCCCCUGCCCCUCAUUUUUCCUGGGAUUUUGGCUCCAGCCCUGCCUUCCCUAUGGGCACAAGGAGCCUCCGCAGCUCCCACGUGCUCCCAGCUUCACUCCUCAGGGAGCUACAGCACACGAGCAGCUACAGCUUCACAGGGUGAAAAGGGAUCUUAAAAUGAACUUGUUCUUUCCCCCAAAUAGUAUUUUAGGGGAGAGACGAGUCUUAAAAUGUUUUGUGUGAGGCAGGGCCAGCCUGGCAGAGGCAGGGAACUGCCAAGAAGCUCCACAACCGUUUCCUCAUCCUGCCCUUGGAGCAGCAGCAGCCCCAUCCCGAGGUGACAAGGAUUCUCCCUAAAGGCAAAAUUUAGGAUUCCUAAUGGAUUAGGAUUCCUAAUGUCAGGCUGCUGCCUUCCCUCUCCCUCAGGCUGGCGUCUGUCUGGGUUACAAAGCUGACAACUGCUCAAUUCUUGCUCAGAGUGGGUCUAAAACAAAUAAAAACUCCUUUGAAUGAGGAAGAGGUAAACAUUUCCCUUUGGAGCACUUCCAGCCUGCCUGUGGGGAGCAGACUCUGCUGCAGCAGAGGCCUCACAGCCAUGGCUGUGGUUUAGAACUAAACCCGGAGCAGGCUCUGCCCCAGUCACCAGUUCCCAGUGUGGGACUGGUUCCCCAGUGCCUGCACAGUGGCCUGGCCCCAAAGCUCCUCCUCACGCUCACUUGGGAUUUUUCCAUGGGCUUUUGCUGCCACCACGCGGAAUUGCUCAGCACCGCAUUAAUUAAUUAUUCGAGUUAAUUGCUCAGUGCACCCAGCCAUGUACGAGGACUCUGCCUCACCUGCAGCAUCCCAUUUCUGCUGGCUCUUGUUUACAGCUUUUGGUUCAUUCCUGUUAAUAAAUUUUUUUAAUAAUC